GGGGACAGCGGAUCUGGCGGCUGGCGGGGCUAGCGGUCACAAUAGGAGGCGGUGGCCCAGUACGGAGCCGCGGGAGCAGCUGCGCAGGGCGCAGCCUCCCCUCGCAGAUUUCUCCCGGGGCCAAUUCAGCACCUCUACCUGGCCAUCCUAACAAGGUGAUUUGUGAAAGGGUGAGACUUCAGAGCCUGUUCCCUCUCCUCCCAAGUGAUCAGAACACUACCGUUCAAGAGGAUGCUCACUUCAAAGCUUUCUUCCAGAGUGAAGAUAGCCCGAGUCCCAAGAGACAGCGUCUCUCUCAUUCAGUCUUUGACUAUACAUCAGCAUCACCAGCUCCAUCACCACCAAUGCGACCAUGGGAGAUGACAUCAAAUAGGCAGCCCCCUUCAGUUCGACCAAGCCAACAUCACUUCUCAGGGGAACGAUGCAACACACCUGCACGCAACAGAAGAAGUCCUCCUGUCAGGCGCCAGAGAGGAAGAAGGGAUCGUCUGUCUCGACAUAAUUCCAUUAGUCAAGAUGAAAACUAUCACCAUCUUCCAUAUGCACAGCAGCAAGCAAUAGAGGAACCUCGAGCCUUCCACCCUCCGAAUGUAUCCCCCCGCCUGUUACACCCUGCUGCUCAUCCGCCACAGCAGAAUGCAGUAAUGGUUGACAUACACGAUCAGCUCCAUCAGGGUACAGUCCCUGUGUCCUACACAGUAACAACAGUGGCACCACAUGGGAUCCCCCUCUGCACAGGCCAGCACAUCCCUGCUUGCAGUGCACAACAGGUCCCAGGAUGCUCUGUGGUUUUCAGUGGACAGCACCUUCCUGUCUGUAGUGUGCCUCCUCCUAUGCUUCAGGCAUGUUCAGUUCAGCACUUACCAGUACCAUAUGCUGCGUUCCCACCCCUUAUUUCUAGCGACCCGUUUCUUUUACACCCUCCUCACCUCUCUGCACACCAUCCUCCUCAUUUGCCGCCACCAGGCCAGUUUGUCCCUUUCCAAGCCCAGCAGUCUCGAUCGCCUCUACAAAGGAUAGAAAAUGAAGUAGAACUACUAGGGGAACAUCUUUCAGUAGGAAGUUUUACUUACCCGCCAUCCGCCCACCCCCCGACAUUACCUCCUUCAGCUCCUUUGCAGUUCUUAACGCAUGAUCCUCUGCACCAGGAGGUGUCCUUUGGAGUACCUUAUCCUCCAUUUAUGCCCCGGAGGCUUACAGGACGUAGUAGAUACAGAUCACAGCAGCCGAUACCACCUCCUCCUUAUCAUCCCAGCCUACUACCAUAUGUGCUAUCAAUGCUUCCGGUGCCACCUGCAGUGGGACCAACAUUUAGCUUCGAAUUGGAUGUGGAAGAUGGAGAAGUAGAAAAUUAUGAGGCACUGCUAAACCUUGCAGAGCGACUGGGAGAGGCUAAGCCUCGAGGACUUACUAAAGCAGAUAUUGAACAACUGCCUUCUUACCGGUUCAAUCCUAACAACCACCAGUCAGAACAGACUUUGUGUGUAGUGUGCAUGUGUGAUUUUGAGUCAAGGCAGCUACUUAGAGUCUUACCCUGUAACCACGAGUUCCAUGCCAAGUGUGUCGACAAAUGGCUUAAGGCGAAUCGAACUUGCCCAAUUUGCCGAGCUGAUGCUUCCGAAGUGCAUCGGGAUUCGGAGUGACCAACCGAAGAGCACAAAUCUCGUCUGGGUGUUCCUUAUCACAUGUAUAUGCGGACUAGCCAUUGAGCUUCAUCUGUGUGGCUUCCAGCCUUCCCUUUACCAAAAGGGUCAAUGGACCUUUCUUUGCACUGUGUGACUUAAUCAACUAUAAAAGCUUACAUUAGUCUUCACAAUUAUGGGAUUAUUAUACUAACCGUGUGAUUGGAACUCCAAAGACUUUCUUUAGCUUAAUUUUGUGUGUGCACUAACAUUCCCUGGUUUUUGUGUGAUCAUUCCGAGUGUUGCUGCAAGAUUACCGUGGACGUGAUCUUUUAGCAUGUGCUUUUUUAAAAAGUGGUAGCUCCAGAUGAUGAUAGCAAUCUACCUUCUAUAGAGCCUUCAGAAACUGUGAGUGGGAAUGAAUGCAGUGUGUGCCUGUCAGCUGGCGAUACAUGUCUCCGUGUGCGAGCGAGCGAGCGAGCUAGUGUGUGCAACUACUUGUAUGAGGGCAUGGUAGUUAAUGUGUGUAUGAGAUCCUAUAUACCAGCAUGUACCAAGAAUGUGUGUGUAGUUUUAAUUAUGCUGCAAUGUAUAAUCUGGUGUGUUAUUAAAACAGCACUAGUACUGUACACUGGCGCCCCCCCCCCCCUUGUGUUUGCUGUUGCACACUGAUUGCUAAGGGUGCAUCCAUGAUACGCAUUGAAUCCUCCUUCCCCUCCCUCCCAUAGAAUGGAACGAGAAAGCCUUCUUCCUUUGCUUAGGCAGCUGUCACCUUCUCUUCCGGGGUGGUCCUACGUGGGGUCACUUAAGAGAAAAGUGUAACAGAUUCUCACUCCAGGAACCUGAUAGUUUUAUUCUGUUAUGAAAAAAUAAUUUUUUAAUCUCCAACUUGCUGUUUCCAAAAAAAAGGUGCAAUAUCAUAUGUCAUCAGUUAGCAAUAUUAGCAUUUCAAUCAGUGAUUUGAAUGUUGAUACUUUAUUUUUCCUUUACAUUUCCAGUAAGAUUGUUAUAGAAAGUACCUGUGUUUUUUUUUUCCCCCUUCUUAAUGUUUAGGUUUGUAGUCUAUUUUGAAGAUAUUUGAGUAAUAUAUUUCUAAGAAUACCACUGGCCCCCUGAAGUCUCCCCUCUCGGACUUCUACCAGAACAUCUGUUAAUUAACUCAGCCUGACUCCUGAAAUGUCUUCUUUGUUCAAGCUCCUAGAGUCCACUACAUUGAUUUUAAGAAAAUGGUUUUCUUUUUUUUAAUUUAUUCUCCUGUCAAUUUCCCAUUCUGAAAUUUGCCUAGCUCUUCCCGCAGUUAAUGCGCUUCUUUCUCAUCAAGACCCCAAGUCUGGGAUGGAUCAAGUGUGGUGGCGGCUCAUGUUCCUUAGACCCAAUUUGAUUCCCUUUGACAUUUUCUUGGUUUUCCUUUAUAUUUUUGUUUGAGGAAAAUUUAAUUACAUAGAACAGGUGUCCAGAAUACUUGCAGUUUAAAUGAAGAUUUGAUUUUUGUAUAAAAAGUAAUAAUGCUGUGAAACAGGAAUUGACCUUCAUUUCGUUUAUCUGACAACACAUACCUGUGGUUUUUGUUUUUUUCAAAUAGGUUCAUGUAGUCUAAGAUUGUUUAAAGUCGUUUUUCUGUUCGUGUAUUCCCAUGGGCUGUCUCUCCCUGGUGGCACUGCUUUGUUUGCAACAGCACAGCUGUAGAAGUCCAAGCAGGACUGUGACUGCUUGCACUACACUCUCGGUUGGCCCGUGGCAGCCCUCUUCUUCAGACAGUGUUAACUAUGUGUUACUGCCGUGCUGCUUGCCCUCCCUGGAAGUCUCUCUAAGCUCAUCACAGCCUCCAAUUCAGUGAAGUCCAUUCACACAGAAGCACAGUUUUGCCCUUUUACACACACUGUUCCUGUCUGGUUCUACAAAUGGGGUUUUGCUUACUUUGUGUUUCCCCCAGGCCUGUGAGCACAUCAGAAAGACACCAUCCCACUGGUAAAUUCACAUGCGCUUUAUAAACCAGUGCACUAUCCCCACCUGCCCAGAUGAAUACAAAGUGUGUCAAAGACCAAAUUUAUUGGCAUCAUAAUCAGCCACAUACAAAUCAAGUGUAGUUUUUAAUCUUUUUAUUAUUAAAAAAAAAUCAUGUUUAAAAUGGUAAAGGCCUGUCUUUACAUAGACUUUUUAUAUAGCUUCAAAAACUUUGUAUCUGUACAGAUCUAACCUACUUACUACACUCAGUAUUCAUUUUAUUGAAGCAUGCAAGCAAAGCACUUUCUCUAAUUUAUAUAGAGAUACCUGCUUACCAAGGCACAUUGUACUAAUGACUAGGAAAAGUUGCUUUUCUUCCCUCCAACUGAAUUCUUGUCUCUUUUCCAAUUUUGAGAGGCUGUUGGCAGUUUAGAAGACAGCAGGGUCUGUUCUGAUAAAUCCUAUGAUUAUCGCGCUCUUGUGACGGAUCUCUCCUUUGCACGGGGCUCUUGGAGAUGCAGACUGCCUUAGGAAGUGGUUAGUGUGUGGGGGCACACGGGCCUGUGUUCUGAAUCAUCUCAGGAGCCGCAGUGGCCAUGUGGUGAGCAAGAGGCGGAGCGCAGUUGCUUCUCGCCUGCCUGCCUACCUGCCUGCCUUCCUCUUGGGCAGCGCGUCACGUCUCAGACAGGUGUUGGUUGGUUGCCUUCCUCCUCUUCCUGAAACAAGAUUGGCUUCACCAUCUCUGCUGUGAGUGGUUUUGUUUUCAUUUUUGUGUGUGUGUGUUGUAUGUAUGAACUGUCAACUUUGAUUCCCCAACCCCUCCCACCCCCGACCCCCAAAAGUCAAGGCCUCCCAGGUGUCCGAGAUCUCAUAUUAGGAUUUUCUGUCCUGGAAAAAACAAACUUUUUUUUAAUCUGGAAAAUGUGAACACAUAUUUAGAUUUUAUAUACUCUGAAAAAUAUGAUUUGUUACGAUUCUUAAAUUUGGACCUCUUGUAAUGUUUUGAAUGAGAUCUACCAGCUCACUCCUGAGAAUGUUUUUCCCAGAGACCCUUAGGCCUUCACCAGGAAGUGGUUCCCUGUGGGCACAUUUGGUUACCUCAUUUUGCUGUUGGUUUCAGAUUAUGAAAGCUUACGGGGUGUUUUGGGAAUCAUUUGCUGAGUCAUUCUCUCAAUUCAUACUCCACUGUACCAGUUAACAUGUACUUUUAAAUGUACGUACUAUAAAUAUCUGUAACCAAAUCAUUUGAAGGCUUGAUAAAUUUUUAACAAAGUUUGUACAUUUUUUAUGAAAGUUACUAGUAACGCUUUACUAAGUAGUGCAAUGAAUUUUUAUUUUUAAUCCCUGUGCCCAAUUUUGGAGUUGAGAGGGUUGUUGGUAAUAAAUGUAUGAUGUACACUUAAA
Messenger RNA from Echinops telfairi (small Madagascar hedgehog), 4970 nucleotides. It is a transcript of the gene RNF38, whose product is annotated as ring finger protein 38. The transcript is spliced from 12 exons. NCBI's taxonomy places the organism in Eukaryota, Metazoa, Chordata, Mammalia, Afrosoricida, Tenrecidae. Bases 345 to 1643 code for a protein of 432 amino acids. The record is from RefSeq and is a predicted model, not a curated record.